UCGUUCGGUUCGGGUUCCACAACGACGUGCGUCAAGUCAGAAAGAAAAGAGUGUGCUGCAGCAAUUCAUACACACGCGAAAUCGUACCAAGUAAAACGCAUUUAGACAGUUUUUUCCGGCGCAAAAAACAGCAUAUUUCCUGCUUCCGACAACGGCAAUUGUUUUUUGAUUUUGUUACUCGUUUUCCUAUAAUUUAAACUAAGCGGCAAGAUGUUUUGGGGACUAAUUCUGAAAGCCAACAAAAAGUACUCCCAGACGGUGGUCAAAUCGUUCCAUCUGUCUCAGGCGGCGCUGGAUCUUUCGAAGGGUGGCGAUGAUGUACAGGUUAUGUUAACUUCGGAGGAAAACACCUACCUACUGUGUACGCUGAGUAAGAAGACACCGCAGGUCGCGUUGGACUUGAACUUUAUGGAAGGUGAUCAGAUCAGCUUGAGCACCAAUGGGGAAGGAAUCGUGCAUCUGACCGGAUAUUUGGUACCGGAAGAGGAGGAUCUUUUCGGUGGAGAAGAGGAGGAUGAGGAAGAGGUAGAAGACGAAGAGCUGGAAGUUCAACAGCAGCUCAAAAGCAAGGGUGGAAAGGAACGUGCCGCCAAAAAGGUAGCACAGAAAGUAAUCAAGAACGAAGUCCAAAAGCAGAAGGACGGCGAUGAAGAUGACGAACUAGACGAGACGUUCGAGCUGCCGAAGGGUGCCCAGAAGAAACCGGCUGGUGCUGAUAGUGACGAAAGUGAUUCCGACGACGAUGAGGAUGAGGAGGAAGAUGACGACGAAGAUGAAGAUAUGGAUGAUAGCAAAACUGGUCCGCAAGCAGAAGAAAAGGACAGCGAAUCCGACGAUGAUGAGGAGGAGGAUGAUUCUGACGAUGACGACUCGGACGAAUCGGAAGAUGAACAACCAGCGCCCAAGGUGGCAAAACUGGAGAAAAAGCCAUCCAAGCAGAACGGACUCGAGAAUGGUAAAGCUUCUUCGAAGGAGUUGAAAAAGGACGAAAAACAGCAGCAGAAAGAGGAAUCCAAGGUUCGUACUCUUCAGGGAGGAUUGGUCGUGGAAGAUUUGAAGGUUGGUAAUGGACCGGAAGCUAAACCCGGUAAGAAAGUGGUCGUAUAUUACGAAGGUCGCUUGAAGAAGAACAACAAGGUGUUCGAUUCUACCUCGAAGGGUCCGGGUUUCAAGUUCGCCCUUGGACGAGGUGAGGUAAUCAAGGGAUGGGAUCUGGGUGUGACUGGAAUGAAGGUCGGAGGCAAGCGACGAUUGACAGUUCCACACCAGUUGGCUUAUGGCACUAAAGGAAGUCCGCCAGUAAUUCCACCGAACAGUACGCUCGUGUUUGACGUCGAACUGAAGAAUGUCCAUUAAGCUAAAACCUUUCUCCACUUUCGUUUCGUGUGUCUAUUAUAACGUUAAGAUGUUACACAAUCACAAAUUUGCAUUCACAAACUACAAAAUAUCGGACUUAAGCAGCAGUGAAGAACACGUGUCAUUCGGCAAUCGUUCCAACGAAGAUGAGAUCUUCAGCAGAACGAAGGCAAAUUAAUUCAGACGAAGCAACAGGAAAAAAAGUUAUUGCUCCUUUUUGUUGUAAAAAAGUUGCAUUAAUGUCACAGAGGGAAAUGCUUCCCUGCGCCCGUGAAUAUAAAAUGUGAUGAAAUUUAAA
Messenger RNA from Topomyia yanbarensis, 1654 nucleotides. RefSeq names its product 46 kDa FK506-binding nuclear protein (gene Fkbp39). The record is from RefSeq and is a predicted model, not a curated record. The coding region runs from base 211 to 1356 and encodes 381 amino acids. The transcript has 3 exons. Gene Ontology annotation, molecular function: peptidyl-prolyl cis-trans isomerase activity; macrolide binding. Gene Ontology annotation, cellular component: chromatin; nucleolus. Lineage: Eukaryota; Metazoa; Arthropoda; Insecta; Diptera; Culicidae.